This is a messenger RNA of Symbiodinium sp. CCMP2456, 1458 nucleotides long. The record is from the annotation of a GenBank genome assembly. Lineage: Eukaryota; Dinophyceae; Suessiales; Symbiodiniaceae.
AUGCCGAAGUCGGUGCAAGGUACUGCAGCAACCAGUGUUGGCGCACUGCCGGAAGCAGAACUUCUGCCUCACUCUUGCUUGGUUUGUGGCCUCGCGCCACUCAGCACACCGAAGAGAGCAGCGGCACACUACAACUUUUUCAUGUGUCUGGCUACCCUGGCUUUCGCUUUGUACAGCGAGUUGCCCAAGGUUUGGGUGACGGUGAUCUUGAUGUCGCAGUCGGUGGAGCCCGUGUCUGCCAUCGUUCGCGUGCCAAUUGUCGCCAUCAACGGCUUGUAUCUGCUCUGGUGCCUUCUGUUGGUUUCGCACCACCUCCUGUCCUGGUGCGGCUGCAGACGGGUGACUGCCCGCACCCAGCAGCCGAGCAUGCUCAGAGUGUCAGCCACUGUGUCGGCAUCGGAGGAUGCCGUGGUUCUGCAGUGGCAGCACCCAGCGGUGCCCAAAAAGGGCAUCGAGCCGGACGAGUUUCUUUGCGCUCUCUACAACCUUCAGGGCCAUGAUGCCGACAGGCCUAUCCGACUUCAGCGGGUGGCGGCCUCACAGGUUGACCCAGAGACUGGAGGGCUCCGGUGCUACUUUGGCGACCUUUGCCCGGGCACCGGCUAUGUGGUGGCGGUGACGGCGGCAUGGGGUGGCCUUGCGCUCGGCGAGCCAGCUCGACUCCCAUGCCGAACUUUACCGCACGUCUUGUCAGCGAUCCCUGACAACGUGAUCCUAAGGAAUUCUGGUCCUACUUGGGCGGAGAUCGCUUGGGAAGAGCCUUGCGAGCUUCUGCUGGAGCUCUCGAGCGAGGGCUGCCGGCGAACAGAGCUUGCGUCGCCUCCGGUGCAGCUGGAGGGGCUGAGGCCCAACACCGAGUAUGCUGUGGCAGUGAGCACACUCUUCAAUCGUCAGCCGGUGCCGAAGCUGUCCUUCGUGACGCCGCAGGAAGACUUGAGUUCUGGUGCGAUGACUUCCUUAACAGCUGCCAUGAAAGACUUGGGGAGCAUCAAAGAGUCUCUUGGUGCCAUCCAUGCCGGGGCGGCCAAUGCCGAGGUGAUCCGACACCUCGGGGCACUGCAGGACAGCUGGGCCUCGCUGCAGCUCUCCGGCGUCACUGAAGAGCUGAAGAAGCUCAUGGAUGCCAGUGACCAAAUGAAGAAGGACAUUUCCAUGGAGUUUAAGCCAGUGCUUUCAGAGCUGCAGGGCAUCCAUCAUACUCUCUCGACGCUGAUCUUCGUUUGUGGGUUCGAGGCCCACGGGGGAAUGGAUGCAUAUGUCCUAUGUGCCACUGAGGACGUCUUUGUGAUGAGACGCGGAAGGCUCCAGGCAAGAACGUCACCUGCAUUGUCGAAGCUUUUCCCCAUGCUCCGCCUGCAGGAGAACUGCGAUGAGCAAAUCGCGACUGUGUAUGGUUCUUGCCCUCGAAUUCGCUGCCUGCGCUUCAACAAGGAGCCGAUCUGUGGCAGUAUGCGGUGA